This is a messenger RNA of Sarcophilus harrisii (Tasmanian devil), 3261 nucleotides long. RefSeq names its product ficolin 2 (gene FCN2). Lineage: Eukaryota; Metazoa; Chordata; Mammalia; Dasyuromorphia; Dasyuridae. The record is from RefSeq and is a predicted model, not a curated record. The transcript has 8 exons. The coding region runs from base 109 to 1026 and encodes 305 amino acids.
AUUAGGCUGGCUUUCCAUGCCUUUAUAAGAUCUGGCAGCCUUUGGCAGACAAAGACAAAGUGACCGAGAAGUGACUGGAGACUUGAAGCUGAAGAGACUAUUCAAGCCAUGGAUAGAAUUGCCUUGAUCAUGGCUUGCCUGUGCCUCUGGACCUCCACUGCUCAGGAGGAUGGACAGUGUCCAGCAGAUAUCAAGAUUGUGGGUCUUGGGGAGUCUGAUAAAAUGGCUAUAAUCCGAGGCUGCCCAGGACUUCCUGGACCUCCUGGUCCCAAAGGAGAAGCUGGCUCUGAUGGAAAGCAAGGGGAGAGAGGACCCCCUGGGAUUCCAGGGCUAUCAGGACCAAUGGGUCCCAAAGGAGAUAAUGGAGAAAUUGACCUAUGCAAGACAGGAAGUCGGGAUUGCAGAGAGCUGUUCAGCAAAGGGAACACCCUGAGUGGCUGGUACACCAUCUACCUCUUUGACUGUAAGCCUAUGACUGUAUUCUGUGACAUGGACACCGAUGGCGGGGGAUGGAUUGUGUUCCAGAAACGGGUAGAUGGCUCUGUGAAUUUCUUUCGGGAUUGGGCUUCCUACAAAAGAGGCUUUGGCAGUCAGCUGGGGGAAUUCUGGUUGGGAAAUGAAAAGCUUCAUUUAUUGACAGCUCAAGAAACCUUUGAGCUUCGGAUAGAUCUCACUGACUUUGAUGGACACCAAACUUUUGCCAAGUAUAGGUCAUUUGAGAUUGCAGGGGAGAAUGAAAACUACAAGCUGAUCUUAGGAGACUUUGUGGAAGGUGAUGCAGGUGACUCGCUGACUUACCAUAACAACAAACCCUUCUCAACGAAAGAUCGAGACAAUGCAGAUAAAAAAAACUGUGCUGUUAGCUACAGUGGAGCCUGGUGGUACAAAGAAUGCCAUCUGUCUAACCUGAAUGGCUUGUACCUCAAAGGUCCCCAUGACAGUUUUGCCAAUGGGAUAAACUGGCACUCGGGCAAAGGAUACAAGUAUUCCUACAAAGUGUCUGAGAUGAAGCUUAGGCCUACUUAGCUUGUGGGGAGGCCCAGGACAUUUUCCAGGGGAAUGUUGGACUAGCAGAGGCAGUGGCUGUAUCCACCUAGGAGGAGACAACCAGAGUUCCAAUCUCAGAUCCAGAGAGAGGUUCAAAGAAGAAUUGGAUUUUUGUCAUGAUCCCAUAGUCUCUGGCUAUGUGAUUUGGGGCAAUUCUAAUCUUUCUCAACCUCAGUUUCCUCAUCUGAAGCAUGGAAACCAUAAUUCCAGAACUAACUCAACUAACAGCUAUUUCCUAUAAGCCUCAAAAAGAAAAUAUGUGAAAUCAUCUUGUUUUUGUCAGUGAAGGAUAUAAAUGAGAGUUAUUAUUGAUUUAAUAGCAGGGAAGAUGGAAGAUAGAAGGAAAAAAUCAUCCUUGUGGCCUAUAAAUGAAUGAUAUUAAUUAUUAAACUAAAUUUUCAACCUUUAAUAUUCCUCCUGAUGGAUGAGAAGAUGAAAUAAUACUAAUUUUCUACAAUUGUGCUUAUAAUUACGAAACUUUUACAAAUUUAACUUUUAGGAAGUAUUUUUCCAUGAAUUAUGUCAGAUAUCAGAAUUAAGAGAUAAGAAAAGAAUGAUUUCUCUUUGACAGGUAGCACAGUGAAUAUUAAGCUAGACUUGGGGGUGGGAAGAUGAGUUCAACUUCUGCCUCACUUAUUUACUAGCUAAGUAACCUUGACUUCACUCAGAUUCAGUUUCCUCAUCUAUAAAGUGGGAAUAAUCAUAGAACCUACCUCCCAGAUUUGUGAGGGGCAAAUGAGGGCAAAUGUACAAUGCUUGGCACUAAAUACACAGUAAUCAGUUAUUAUAUGUGAGAAAAAUGAACCCAGGAGGUAAAAGUGAUUUGUCAAGUCCAUGCCCAUGGCCUCCUGAUUUUCUUACCUAUUCCUUUCCACUGCUUAUCAGAAACCACCUAUGACAAAGGACCAAAUUAUCCUGUUAACCUUUCCCUGGGCAUUCAUUUAUUGACUGGUCAGUGAGGAUUAUAAAGAGUGUCGAACAAGAGUAUCAGCCCGGUGCUAAGUGUGCAGAAAGUUCAUGGCUGGAUCCAGCAGCAAGGCUUCUUUCUGGCUUGGGAAACAACUGGUGCCUUCACCUCUGGCUGCUGAAUUCUGCCAGACAGUCUAUUUCCAGACUGGAAAAGGUGCCACUUUUUACAUCAAUACUCAAGUAGAAGCGAAAAUUGGCAGUUUUACCCUUCCACCUCUGGAACAGCCAUUUCUUUCUCUCUGGCCUCAGUUUGAAAUUUUUAAUCAGUUUUGAUGAAGAUUGAACUAGUCAUGGAGAAUGCUUUUUAGCAUAGACAUUUCAUGCUGGAAGAAAUUCUAAUUCAACCUCUUAAUUUUACAGAUGAGGAAACUGAUACCUAGAGAAGUAUAGAGGCUACCCAGAUAUUCAGUAGCAGAGUUUAAAACAAAUUAGUCUGACUCUAACUACAAUGUUCUCUUUCAGAAACUGCAGGUUCAUAGAUUUAGAACUGGAGAGUCAUCUUCAUUCUAUAGAUGAACACCCCCAGGCCCAGGAAGAGAUUUUAAAUGACUAGUCCAAAAUCACCUAGAUGGGAGAGCUGGGAAUUUCUCCCGCCAUCUAGCAUGCUAAAUGGCCUAGAUCUCUCCCCGUGGCAUUAACCAGUCUGGACUAUUACCAUCACUCCCCACUUAGAUUUCCUGUCUUGUGUCUCCCCUCUUUGAUAUAUCUUCCAUAGCUGUCCCUACUCAGAAAUUGUCCCCAUGGCUUCCUAUUGCAUCUAGGACAGAACACAAACCUCUCAAUCUGGUCCUUAAAAUCCUUCUCUGGCUGGUUCCAACCUGUGUCUCUGCUCUUUUAUACAUUACUCUCCCUGUGGAAGAUGGUCUUUCUUUAGUGUCCACACAAGCUAUUUUCCCCACGAUCACAAUGUGCUUCCUCCUCAUCUUCACUUUUUUUAGACGCCCUGACUCUCCUCCAAGCCCUGUUAGAUUGUGACUUUCUACAAGAAGCCUAAUCUGAUGCCCCAGGGGUUAGUUCUCCUUCCUCCAAUUACUUUGUAUAUACUGAGCUUGUAGUUUCUAUUUACUUAAGUAUGUACAUGCUAUUGUUCUCCAAAGAAAAUAUUAGCUCCGGGAAAAGAAGGGAUUUUGUUUUGUCUAUGUAACCUCAAACACAAUAGGUACUUCAUAAAUGCCUGUUGAGCAAGGUCUGGGGGGGUGUGAGACACAACAAAAGGCCUGAAUAAAUAAAAUAUCUUUCCCACAA